Messenger RNA from Engraulis encrasicolus (European anchovy), 4751 nucleotides. Its product is annotated as lysosomal amino acid transporter 1 homolog. NCBI's taxonomy places the organism in Eukaryota, Metazoa, Chordata, Actinopteri, Clupeiformes, Engraulidae. Gene Ontology annotation, molecular function: L-lysine transmembrane transporter activity. The record is from RefSeq and is a predicted model, not a curated record. Gene Ontology annotation, cellular component: lysosomal membrane. The transcript is spliced from 8 exons. The coding region runs from base 318 to 1259 and encodes 313 amino acids.
AUGCUCAGACAUCAAACAAUAACAGGCAUACCAGUGGCAAAAGUUUUUGACAACUCAAAAAAAUGUACCGACAAUCUGAAAGGCCACGUCAGCAAUCCAAGACGAUGUGCCAAGUUUAUGGCAUUCAUCAAACACCGACUCGCUUGUUUGGAUGAAGGUGUGGCGCGCGGGCUUAUGCCAAUCGCGAGGGGGCUGAAACGGAACUCAGUUUUUGGGAAUCUAUCUUCCAUUCCAUGAAACUUUUAUUCGUCUCCUGCUGAAGAAAUUCUAGCUAGUUCUACACGACUUCUUGAAGUCCGGAGGACGGCGUCACGUCCAUGGCCCAUGUUCGAUACCCAGGAAAGACAGCUGUUGACGUGGCCAAUAACUUUUCGGUGGCGCUUGGACGACCAAUAUGUGUCAACGGGACUCCAUGGAUUCUCUUCUUAUUCGAAGAAUGUGUCGAAAACAAAUGGGAGUAUUGGAGUGUGGUCAUCGGUCUCAUCUCAAUGCUAUGUUUCUUAUUGUCAACUUUACCACAAGUCUAUGAGGCAUAUAAGAGUGGGAAAGUAGACGAGGCCAUGUCAGUCGGCUUCCUUCUCUUUUUAUUCAGUGGAGACUUGAGCAAUUUUGCUGGGUGCUAUCUAACCAGACAACUACCUAUUCAGAUUGUCACUGCAGUGUUCUACAUCUACACAGACUCCAUCCUGAUAUCCCAGUUCCUCUACUACAAAAUAAAGAACAAAUCUGUUCACACCAAGCCCCUAUUGAAGUGGGUGUGCCUGGUGUGGUUUGGAGCUGGCACUGCUGUAUGUGUGGUGCUCCCCAAGCUGGUAGAAGAGCUCCGGGCCAUCCCCAAUUCACAAUUGCAGGCCAAGUCCAGCAGUUUGAUGACAUCAGGCUACGUCUGUGGCUACCUGUCCUCUGUAUGCUACCUGUCCUCCCGUUUCCCGCAGCUCUACAUAAACUUUAAGAGGCAGUCUACGGAGGGCACGUCCUACCUGCUGUUCUUCCUGGCCAUGCUGGGUAAUGGCACGUAUGGGCUGAGCCUGAUGGCCAUGCUGCCGGCCCUCAAGGGCUCCAAGAGCACCUUCAUCCUCAACCACCUGGCCUGGCUCAUCGGCAGCCUCGGGGUUCUCUUCCUCGACUUUUUCGUAACAGCUCAGUUUAUCAUGUACAGAAAGAACGUCUCCUCCAGCAAUGUGGCGAUGGAUUUGAAAUUCACAGAAGAAGAACCUCUGUUGUUUGAAGAGGAGGAAGAGGAGGAGGAAGAGUUAUGAAGGGUUGCUGAAGGUGACUGACAAUUCAGCAAGGAGUACUGUAAAAGUUCUCAAAACAUUCCAGGCAGUUGACUAAAGUGAUGGGGGGGGCAAUGGAAUAGAUGUGUGCAUAGCUGUUCUUGAGUAUCUUGAUUAUCAGCAACUUUCAAGGUGUUGCGCCACUAGGAGGGAGCAGCCUGGCUAGUUCUCGAGGACAUAUGCUGCUGUGUGGAACCAGAGUUUAGAGUAUAGAUCAAGUGUUUGAUAAUUGUUUUCUUUUAUUUAAUUAGUAUGACAAUGAUGUGUGGCAGAUGGAACCUGGUCUUGUGUGAGUUUGAGUUUGUUCGAUUGUCACUAUAUUGCCCUCCAUGCCAUCGGAUUGUAAUGGGUUUCUUGUAGCCUGGGAACUCUCCCAUACUACCUUUAGUUCUGCACAAUCGUUCCGAUCUCACUUAUGAUUAGGUCUGGUGGUAACCAGGCAAGGUUGCUUGUGUUCUAGCUCUAGAACGUCUGGUGGAGUGCGUUGCAUACCUGACUCAGCUGUAUCAGCCACAUUGGUAUGAGUUACUGAGUUAUGUUUUACAAGAGGCCAUCUGUUUCGCAACAGACAUCUGUGUUGACACGCACACGGGCCCUUCAAGUAGAGAAGGGCUUCAUUUUCUAGCCACGUUUAUUUACCCCUGCUGUUGUGGGCCGAAGCUUCCUCAAACUGUUAGUCAUUUUGCAAUUGAGUGUGAUUCUUACAGGCAAACCCAAGUCUCACUCAUAGGGCUUUGCUUUAAAUAAAUAACAAGAGAUCCUUAUCCAGGCAGAGACUUCAUGAAUUGAACCACAGAGGCAACUAUUUCCAGAUGACUAAUCCAGCUGUCUGCUGUUCAUGUCUUAUGCGAGUGGCAGACCUGAUGUCAGCAAUACCAGCUUGACCUUGAGGGCCCUUUUCUCUAAUUACAUCAUGUUUGUGCAUGCACAUUUCAUGUAGUCUUAUUAACCCAUUUUGUCCUAAGCGCCUUUUGAGAAAGGGUGCCCUUUGCCUAAAUAUCUCAGCCUCCAAAGCGCAUACAAACAUGAAAUGAGUUGUAUUUAAAAGCUAGGACCCUCGUUUUGCCUUAGAAUGUGUUCAUUCAGCUCUAACUUACCCACAUUUUAAUAAAACAGCUCAAAUCUCAAGAACCUGAAUGCACCGUAUGUGUCUCCAGGACACAAUGGGUUAAAAUAGACUUUUCUGAAAUACUAUUUAACUGGCGAAAGACAGCUCAUCAAAUAGUAUCAAAGGCAAUUAUUCCGACAGUGGCCAUUGAUCCGUCCAUGUGGUAGCCUUCUGGUGUGUGUGUGUGUAGCCUUUUGAAUGAACAAGCGUACAAUCGCGUAUGAAUGAAAAUCCGGGGAGCAGGGUUCCAAGUAUAGGUUUAAUGAUGAAUCUGAGGAAGUAGACACAGACAAAAGUAGUACACCUACUAAAAGAGGACCUGCAUGGCCGUGUUUUGCAAUGCGAGUCAGGCAGAUUGACCACCAGUCUAUCAACAGGGGGGUAUGCAAAGAAGCUGUUUCAGCAGUAAAGCAGGUUAAGUUAACCCUGAUGUAGAGGUUUAAUCAUCUAAAAGAGCCUGGAUUCCUCAUUUUCUUAAAGGUGCACUGAGCAGGAACUGGUCAAAAAGGUACUGCAACUAUGCUGCUCAUUGAAACUGGGUUGCCAAAUUUGAUAUUUUCAUGAAAGUUUACGAAGUAAUAAACUAAUAUUUUCUAGUAUGACCCAAGCACAGUCAUUUUAGCAGCUAAAAAUUUCUAUUUCUUGGGAAAAAAAAUCCCAGUCAUAAUGAAUACUUAGAAUUUGAUGGUGGUGGUAAGUAUUCAUGAAAAAGGUAACAUUAGUGAAUGGGUAGCAUGAAUUGUGGAAAUAAAUAACUAAAAAUCUUAUACAGUGUACCUUUAAGGUAAAGUUGGAACAUAAAAAUAAAGUAUCCAAGGCACUCUUCAAGAACGUUAAAAUAGCUAAAUGGCACCAAUGACAUGUGAGCAGGUGACAGGUUUAUCUAUUUAACUUAGCCAGGUUUAUCACUUAACCAUGUUUUUAAGUAUACCUCGCAGGUCUACCACGUACAAUACACCUGGGGUACAUUUCUGGAAAGCGUAGUUGUUAACAGUUAGCAACUUCAUUAGUUGCCAUUGGGUAAUUGCAUUGCAACCAACAAAGUAGCUAACAUAGUUAGCAACUACGCUUUCCAGAAACGCACCCCUGAUUUGUCACUAAGUACUUGGUAAACCUCCACCCCCUGUUGUUGUACUUUGGCUAUUGAUGGGGAGGGUAACUUACAUGGUUAGGUUACUCAUUUCCUUUAGCCUUUGCUAUGUGCUCUUUUGUGUAAGUGCCUUUGUCUGUCGACCUCCCGAUUUACAGGCUUUUGCUCCUGGCCUACAUUGGAGUAUGACUGUGUUGUGUGGUUGUCUUUCACCACUGGGUUAUUAUGGUUCAUCUUGAAUUGUAUUUGCUUUUAGACUGAAGGCUUGUCAAGACAAAGUGUACCAUUUCUUAUGCAUAUAAUUUAGAGGCCUCUAUGAAAUACGGACUUUACUUUUCUUUCACGGUUUUUUUUUUCUCAAAGGAGGUUCCAUAAGGUCUCCAUGUGCAUCCUGUAAGCAAACGUGAACAAUGCACUUAAACUUUGCUGCAGGAUGUAUUUACUUAUUUUGUAAUUUAAUCAGUCUUGCAAUUAAGAGGGAUUUAAAGCCAUAAACUUUUAUAUAUCUUUAAUACAAGUUCUUCCGAGCCAGGCUCCCUCUCUUGUUCCUCAGAGAGAGCUGACUGUGUAUGAAUUUUUCUACCUCGUUCAGAGUGAAUUCAGCUGAUUGGAUGAUUGUGAUUGGGUGAUAUGAUCAUGUGUUGGAUGAUUCGGGUUGGUUUAUGUGCAUUUGUCAUUGCCUCUGUAAACUGUACUCCUGCAAUCACUUAUGUUGUUAUCUCAAAAAUAUAAUCUAUGUGAAUCUUCAAGGUAUCCUGGGGACCCUGGGACUAAACAUGCAUACACUGGUUUUAAUUUAGUUUUUCAUUUUUUAAAUGUUUCCUUACACAAUAAUGUUUAUAUUUCCAGUAUGAAUAAUACUGUAUGUUUUAAAUCUGGUCAUGCACCAGAUCACUCCUUUUAUAUUCUGUGACAAUACACGGUCCUACAAUAUCCCAUGCAUAACAUACCAUAUUGCUAAGGGACUAUUCUAUGUGAUGCUAAGGGAUAUAGGAUAUGUAAUAACAUGCCUAAUAACAAGUUGUUACAACUGUAGACUAUUUAUUUUUCUUCACUGGGCGUAUACGGUAUGUGUACUUGAACAAGGAAUCGCUGUUUCUGGGGUAAUAAUGGCAAGAUAUAGAUAAUUAUGUAUUUUUAAAGAAAUAUAUUAUGGUACAAUAUUUGUGUGAAUACAAAGGUAAUAUUUGACUUGGGAGGUUUAUAUUUAUUAUUGGAGGGGUUGAAGCUUCAGGCACUCUUGUGAACACUUAUGUUACAGAUUCUAAACAUUUCA